Zea mays is the source of this 3033-nucleotide messenger RNA. RefSeq lists its product as uncharacterized. NCBI's taxonomy places the organism in Eukaryota, Viridiplantae, Streptophyta, Magnoliopsida, Poales, Poaceae. The coding region runs from base 1500 to 2816 and encodes 438 amino acids. The transcript has 2 exons. The record is from RefSeq and is a predicted model, not a curated record.
UUCUAAAAAAUUAGCCUAUUCCAUUAGUAAGAUUCCAAUUCCUCGAAAUGAAAGGAAACAAACGGGGCCUUACGGUGCCGACUUUGGAGGCCACGACGAGGGCAUGUUGACUCCUCGGUCCCACACGACAACGACAGAUGAGAUGUGCGCGAACGGGAGAAGCAAAUACGCGAAUUGAGGCGAUGACGUGCUGACCCCACCAUCUGACGCACGGGCUGACCAUUUUAACAACGUUUGAGAUUUUUUACGCCUGCCACUGUCACUCUUUAUGAUCAAAACUGAAGGUUUUUAUGUUCGAACUUAGAGUACGUCCACCAAUAUAUCACAUACCAUAUUUUCCGCAUGCAUAGUAAGAAGAAAAUCCUUAGUUUAUGAUGUCCAUGGCUGACAUAAAAAAUCAAAUUCUCGAAUCAACUCACCUAAUUAAAUCUGGUAAUCAACUUUCCUAAUCAAAUCUCUUAAUUUAUGGUUGCCGCUUGGACGGGGUUUUUAGUUGAGAGUGAAUCAACAUUUACGCUUUUUAUGGUAGUCAGCCUUAAAUUGCGCAUUAUUCCACAGUUUGGUGGACACUUUUGACAAGGAGUUGAUGAGGGGGAUUUAUGGGGAAGAGAACAAAAUCGCAAGAUUUAUCUGCCGUCAGAAAUGGGCCCAGAAGAUAUCGGCCUGGAAGGAACUAACCAUACUGGUUUUGGCGUUCGUAACCAAGUUUAUUGUCAUGUUGUGCCUUGUGGUACUGGCCCUCGGUUUGGCGCCGUUUCUGAGCCUGUUGGUGUCAUUGCUGCGUCUUGUACAACGAGAUUAUGGCGACGCCGGUGGAGACGUUGCCAACAGAAGAAAACUGAAUGCCGCACUGGACAUGUUCUACGCUCUAGCUCUGUUGCAUAGCCUAUUCGUCAUCUACUGGGUUAGACUUCGUGUGUCGUUAGACUGGGCAGUCUGGGAAGUCGCGGCUGUGACGAGCGAACAGUGUGGAGGUGAAGAAUGGAGUUCAACGCUAGUUAAUAUGUACCGUUUGGAGACAAGAAGGAAGUUUAGCAAGGACGGGGAGCUGCCCGGCAAUUGGAACUUCAUCACCUACGGCGUUCAGUUGCUCCAGUCUGCAUCUGCUGCUGGUGGGGACUAUGAUCAUGGAUGGGGAGCAAGGAUGCUGGACAAGCUGAUCUCUGGCAAGGAUAAAUCUGUAAGGAAGAAGCUGCUGUCUUCCAGGCUCUCUAUUCUGAAUCUGAUGGACAUGAUUAUCGGCCGUUGCCUCGUCGGAGAGGCGCCGGCUGGUGACAUGGAGAACAGGGAGCGCGCCGCAGCCAUUAUUGCACACCUUGCCAGUCACCUCCACCUAACAAGCUUCCCGGGUAUACUGCAGUGUAUCUGUUCCCUACUUGAAAGACACUAGCAGCUGUGUCCCAGACCCAGAGUCGCAUUCCCGUCCGUCGGGAAAUCCCAGAGUCGCAUGUCCGUCCGUUUGCUUAACUGCCAAGAAGAUAACAACUCUGACCAAAUGGAUGAAAUGGGUUCUUUUCAAUCCCAUCACUAAUCCUGGCAUCGCCAAGGCUGAUCUACUACAGCAGGAGCUGAGGAAAUAUUCUAAACCCAAGAACCGUAGCCCCUACAAAUCUAGAGGAGCCAAAGAGCUGGUUUCUCAGGGCCUCCUGAUCCUCGAGAGGCUCACACAAGACCAAAGAAACUGUACAGAGAUAAGCAAGGACCAAGGGCUGCUCUCUAAGAUCACGUCUCCGCUGACGAGCAGCAGCGCAGACCAUGGCGACUUGCUCACCAGGCUCAGCGCCGACAACACAACGACGGUUGAGAUGCUAAGCAGGUCACUCACAGUGCUGAGCAGGGUACUUACCAGCCCUGGGGACGACACGGCAAGGCUGCGCCAGAAGCUGGCGACUAACACGCAGGCCGUCAGCAACCUGCUGGGUAUCUUGGAGGGCGACAGCGGAGGUGCCCAGAAACUGCAUGGACAAGCACUGGAGAUCCUAACAGAAUUGGCACUGGAUGGCUCCUUGGAAGAAGUGGAUUUUCACAAGCUUCUCAAGGCCCUGCUACUACGUAUCUUCCUCGAGGAAGAGGCCAGCAGCAAUGUUACAGAGCAAUGGACCAACAAUAAUGCUACAUCUCAGGUAGAAAUAGAACAUGAACAAGCAGGCACAGAGACAGCUGCAACCAGACUGAGGGGAAACGCAGGUGAAGCGCUGGCCAGACUGCUUCCUGUUCACGCUGCAAGAGGUAUACUUUCCAAGCAAGAGGCUACCAGCUUGUUGAACAAGGUUCUCCAUAAAAUACUAUCUAGUAAAAUGCGAACAACGUUAGAGAUUGUCGUAGUAAACCUGCCCCAAGAAGAUGCAGACACUGGCACUGGCAGCAGUAGUGCACAACCUCCUAUGGAUGAAAAUGAAAAGCAAUCUGAAGAAAGGAAAUCUAUGGCAGCCAUGCUAUCCCUCGCCGUGGCGAUAUGCAACGAAAACAUGGUCAGUGAAGAAGGUUUUGCUUAUGCCACCCCUGGAGAUGCAGCACUGGCAAAGAAGCUCAAGGAAAUAGUAAAAGUAAACGAGCAAAGCACGGCUGAGUGUCUGAGGAUAGUGAAGCUUGUCUGCCAGCUGGUCGUAGCCAUGGUUCAAGUCGAGCCCGGCUGCAUCGCGCAUUUCAAUGGACUCGAUUUCAUGAGUUCACUGACCGAGGCGUUGGAAACCAUGUCGGAGAUUGAUGACUGCAUGCUCUUUGCUGGGAAUGAGCAUGAGGUGACCAAGCCUGCGAGGUCUCUCGCUUCUCUUGUGAAGGAAGCACAGGGACUCCUCAACACAGCACAGGGAUAAGGCUACUGGUAUGUCUGAAGAUCAAGAGGAAAUCGUUAAGUAUAUGUAUUAUUGUUAUCAAUAAUCGCCUUCUUGGCCAGCUUGUGUGACUUUUGUGUGUGUGCGCGCGCGUGCGUUUAUUAAAUUCUUGUUUCAAAACUAAGGAUUUGCAAUUCGUGUUUCAGAACUAUUGAUUUGAAAUUGAUGUUAACAACAUUAGUGGUUAUGCCACUGGCUA